Bacillus rossius redtenbacheri is the source of this 1297-nucleotide messenger RNA. Its product is annotated as spidroin-1-like. NCBI's taxonomy places the organism in Eukaryota, Metazoa, Arthropoda, Insecta, Phasmatodea, Bacillidae. The transcript has 2 exons. The record is from RefSeq and is a predicted model, not a curated record. The coding region runs from base 124 to 1047 and encodes 307 amino acids.
GGAGUUCUCUUGUUGUCCAGCAGAGGGCGUGGCGUCGCCGUGUGAUAUAUACGGGGCCAGUGGACACCAGAGGACACACCGCACUCGAUCUGCGCUCGGCUCUCAGCACAACGGGCAACAGCUAUGAUCACCGAGAUACUUGCAGUAGCACUCCUGGUGGCUGUGCCAACAUACGCAGACUCAGACUGCGGUUGCCAGGACUCAAGAUGGCAUGAUCAAGAUGAUGACGACCAUCAGAUACAGUCAUACUCUCAAUACAAAACAUUUGGUUGGCCUGGACAAGCUGGUGCUUAUGGAAGUGCAUCAGCCUCCAGUUCUGCUUCAUCUGCUGGCGCUUCUGGAGUAGGCUUCUACGGAGGAUUUCCUGUUGGUCAGGGAUACUAUGGUGGUUGGGGAGGCUGUGGUGGUUGGGGAGGUUGUGGUGGUUGGGGAGGUUGUGGUGGCUCAGGAGGUUGUGGAGGUUGGGGAUAUCCUGGUUGGCCUGCAGGAACUGGAGCUUCCAGCAGUGCAUCAUCCGUCAGCUCUGCUUCAUCAGCUGGUGCUUCUGGAUUAGGCUUCUAUGGAGGAUUUCCUGGUGGUUUGGGAGGUUAUGGUGGUUGGGGAGGUUAUGGUGGUUGGGGAGGUUAUGGUGGCUGGGGAGGUUAUGGUGGCUGGGGAGGUUAUGGUGGUUGUGGAGGUUGCAGUGGUUCUGGAUAUCCUGGCUGGCUUGGAGGAGCUGGAACUUCCAGCAGUGCAUCAGCCGCCAGUUAUGCUUCAUCUGCUGGUUCCUUUGGAAUUGGUGGUUACUCUGGGCAAUAUGGAACGCAGGGAUUGGGAUUCCCAGGACGAUGGUGUGGUGGAAACCAAGUUUGGGGAUGUGUUGGAUACCCUCGUUGCGCAUGUGGAGGAUAUCCUGGUUAUCAAAGAGUUGGAGCGGCUACAAGUGCAGCAUCAUCCUCUAGUUCUGCGUCUAGCACAGCAGGUGCGGCUGGUACUGCUUCUUCAUCUGCCUCUUCGUAUGGUUCUUCCAGAGGUAAUUCGUAUGGGAUAUACGGUGGCUUCCACUGAGGAUUCGUGGGAGGAUGGGAAGGCAGCGGAUUGUGUCGAGGUCCUGGAGUGUCAGGGCAUCCAGUGGUUCCUCUGCUGUUACUUCUAGAUCCUGCCUGGAUUACCAUAAGAACAAUAACUGCAUUCUGUUUGGAACAAAUUUUACUUGUUCAAAUCUGUUGCAGUUAAUUCUGAAACACACCUACAUUUACCAGAAGAGAUAUGUAAAGUAAUUUGUAAAUUUUUUUGAAUAAACCAUACUAUUAAUAUA